CUGAGAGAAAGAAAAAAAGAGUGUGUAUAGUUACCCUCUCUGUAUAAAAGUCUGUGCUCAGGUGAUGCUUGCCCCACUUGAGGCACACCAAAUCACCACAGGAAGAUCAAGGUCCAUCAUGGUGCACAGAGUAGCAGUGAUCGGGGCAGGCCCCUCUGGUCUGACCAGCAUAAAGGCUUGUCUGGAAGAAGGCAUGGAGCCAACCUGCUUUGAAAGUAGUGACGACAUGGGCGGACUGUGGAAAUUCAAGGAAGUUUCGGAGCCCAACAGGGCUAGUAUCUACCGGUCACUUACAAUCAAUAUCUCAAAGGAGAUGAUGUGCUACAGUGACUUCCCCAUUCCCUCUGAUUAUCCCAACUACAUGCAUCACUCUAAAAUCCUGAACUACUUCCGAAUGUAUGCAGACCACUUUAAACUCCUAAAAUACAUUCGCUUCCAGACCUUAGUGAAAAGUGUGAGAAAAGCACCGGACUAUUAUCGCACUGGCAGGUGGGAGGUGUUGACUGAAAAGAGAGAUGGACAUGAGGAGAGGCAUGUCUUUGAUGCAGUGAUCUGCUGCUCUGGUCACUACACCUACCCUAACCUCCCACUCAAAGAUUUCCCAGGAAUUGAGACAUUUGAAGGAAAAUAUCUCCACAGCUGGGACUACAAAGGACCUGAAGACAUGUAUGGAAAAAGAGUGGUGGUAAUCGGAAUUGGAAACUCUGGAGGUGACAUUGCUGUGGAAACCAGCAGAGUUGCAGAGCAGGUGUACAUGAGCACUCGUCGUGGUGCUUGGAUCAUCCGGCAAGUUUCCGACAAUGGUGUGCCAGUUGACAUGAAGUACAACACACGCUUUGUUCAUAUCCUGUUUCAGCUAUUCCCAAUCAACUUCUUCAAUUGGUUUGGUGAGAAGAAACUCAAUGCCAUGUAUGACCACACCAUGUACGCCCUAAAACCCAAACACAGGCUCUUCAGUCAGAUCCCAGUAAUCAAUGAUGACUUACCAAUGAAGAUUCUGUCUGGGGCAGUCAUCAUCAAACCAAAUGUGAAGGAAAUCUGUGGAUGCACUGUAGUGUUUGAUGAUGGAAGUACUGUGGAAAAGGUGGACACUAUUGUAUUUGCCACAGGGUACAACUAUGAUUUCCCCUACUUGCCAAAAAAUGCCAUGUACAAGUCUGGGCACCGUGCGGGUCUGUACAAGCAUGUUUUUCCCCCAACCCUAGAGCAUCCUACUCUGGCUGUCGUGGGUUUCAUUCAUGCCCUUGGAGCCAUCAUGCCUCAGGCUGAAAUGCAGGCCCGUUGGGUCACUCGUGUCUUCAAAGGACAUAAAAAACUGCCGUCAAGCCAGUCCAUGAUCAAGGCUGUUGAAAAAGAUACAAAAAAUAUUGAAAAAAGUUACAUUGUUUCAAAGCUGACCCCACUGCAGGUGGACUUUGUUUCCUACAUGGAUGAAAUAGCUGGAGAGAUUGGUGUAAGGCCAAGCCUCCUCUGGCUCUUCUUCACAGACUACCCCUUGUUCAAGAGGGUUCUCUGGGGGCCCGUUACCGCCUACCAGUACCGGCUGACGGGACGAGGGAAAUGGGAGGGAGCCCGCAGGGCAAUCUUUACCCAGUUUGAUCGCAUGUUCCAGCCUCUAAAAACCAGAAAGCUGGAACCAGAACAGCCCUCCACUGCUCGUCGACUGGUUAAAAUGAGCUUGACUGUCAUGGUUGGAGGAGCUGCUAUCUACUACUUUCAUACUCGCAAGCCAGAUGUCAUCCCCACACUGCUGUCCAACAUGCGUCCACAAAGAGUCUGAUCAAGCUUCAGGGUCCAACAAUGAGCAGAGGACUCUGAAACACACCAAAUGAAAUAAAGAAAAACACAAAUUCUACUAUUUCUGUAGUUCUUUAAAAUAUUUAGUUCACUAUGCUCCUGUUUGGAAUUAUUGAGCAAUUAAAAAGGUGUCUGCUGA
Messenger RNA from Haplochromis burtoni (Burton's mouthbrooder), 1936 nucleotides. RefSeq names its product flavin-containing monooxygenase 5. The record is from RefSeq and is a predicted model, not a curated record. Bases 65 to 1780 code for a protein of 571 amino acids. NCBI's taxonomy places the organism in Eukaryota, Metazoa, Chordata, Actinopteri, Cichliformes, Cichlidae. Gene Ontology annotation, molecular function: flavin adenine dinucleotide binding; NADP binding; N,N-dimethylaniline monooxygenase activity. The transcript has 11 exons.